AUGCCUAGGCGCACAAGCUCGAGGCUCCGCGGCGGGGCCGCACCUGCUGCGAGCGCGGCGGCUGCUGGAGAGUCUGAUGGAGAGGGGAGCAGCGGCGGCGGCGACGGUGGUUGCCCGUUCCCGCCUUCGCCGGGAAAGCGCAAGGCGCGGAGCCCGGUCGAGGAGGACCACGGCCAACUGGCGGCGGGUCUUGCGAACCCCCACCCGCUCCGGUCCCCGUCGUUUCAGUCGCCCAAGAAGAGGGUGCAGGGAAUCGGCGACAGGUUCAGCGCCGCGCCCUUCGACAAGGAGAACGACCUUCACUUGAGCAGCGGCAGCGGCAGCGGCAUGAGCCUUGGCGGUGGGAUGUUUUCGGCUCCGUUGUCCGCGGACGGCGGUGCAGCCGGUGCCUUCCGACUCUCUGCCUUCAGCGCGUUCUCCCAACACGCGUCACCCAGGCUGAAGAUCGAGCAGAGCAGGGGCGGGGGCGGCAGGAGGAGGGGCCGAGGAGAGGAAUCGGCGGCAGAACCCCUGCAGCCUACGGCGGCGGAGGCGGGGGCUGACGCCCCGUCGACGCCCCGCGUGCCCAGCGCGGGCCCGGCGGGGAAGGACUCUUCCAUGCUGCCCUUUCUGCUAGCCCCGGCCAGCGUGACGAGCUCGCCGGACUUGCGCCGCAAGGGACGCUACUCCUUUCGGUCGGGCGCCGGCUGUGCCGCUGGUGGGCGGCGAGCGGCGACGAUAGCUGCUGCUGCGGCGGCGGCGACCUCAUCGUCGGCAGAGUCCAUGUCCGCGGCCAGCCCCACCGAGGUUAACUCCGGUGGAGGCGGCCCGGCGGGGUCGUACAGGCGUGCCGUCGGGGGCGGCCGGCUCGGGGCUGGCGGGGGCGGCGGGGGGGACACCAUGUCGGACCACUCGCCCCGGCGAUCGCCGGUCCACUGCCUGACGGAAUCGCUGCAGAAGUGGGACCCCGGCAGCCGGUACGCAAGCCCGGCGGAUGACAAUAACAACAGCAACAACAACAUCGAGGAGAGGGGCGCCGGCGCCGGCGGCGACGGGGACGAGGGUUCUUGCGCUGCCGCAGGGGGAGGGGGAGCAGCAACGGGGGUCGCGGGAGCGACGACGAAGGAGGUCGGGGCCAGCUGGAACGGCCAGGAGCUGCGCCGCACGCUGCAGAAGGAGCGCAUGGGGCGGGGGCGCCGGCGCCGGCACUCGAUCACCUCCGCCCAGGACAUGUACCCGCAGGCGAGGUUCGGGGACCACUCCCCCAUCUCGCCCGCGUCCAGCGCCGCGUCGAUAGCUCUCGAGGGCUUCGACGCAAGCCCCCCCGCGAGCGCUGGCCGCCCGUGGCGAUCGUCUCCCAGGAGAGUGGAGGGCGGCGGCGGCGGCGUCGGCGGCGGCGUCGGCGGCGGCGCUGGCAGCGGGGGAGGUUCCGGUCGGCGAGCGAGCGACAGCGGCAGCAGCGGUAGCGGUAGCUGCAGGAGAGGCGACGGCGCCGGCGCCGGCGACGAAGCGGUCGGGUCGGCGCACCACUUCGGGAUCGUGCGGAUGGAAGGGUCUUGGUCGGACGACGACACCGGCCCGUCGGGCACCGUGAUGAAGCUCGCCUUUUCCCCCAGAAAGAUUACCGCCGACGCGCGGACGCCGACGACGGGUGGGAAAGGGUUGACUUCGCCGCCGUUCUCGGUGGAGUCGCCCACCCCCUUCUCCAAGAGCGGAGACAGCAGCGCCUCGACGGAGGGCACAGCGGAGGAGUCGCGCCACCCGGCGUCGCCGGAGCAGCCCUCCCUGGGCUCCAUGCGCGACCUGAUGGACGAGGGCACGGACGACGAGGAGGAGGGCGGCGGCGGGGGGACUCGCGGCGGCGGUGGCGAUGGCGACAGCCGCGCGACGUUGGUGCGGCGCAGGCGUCGGCGGCCGCGGCCGGAGGUAGCGCUUCGAACGCUGGAGAUGCCGGACGCGAUGGACACAGAGGGCGGCCCACCGGCGGCGACGACGGCGGCUGCUGCUGGCGCGGGAAGCAACUCGGCUACCGCUGCCGCGGCCAGCAAGAGCACCCCGAAUCCUCUCGUGUCCCCCGCCGCGUUCGCCGGAAAACACCUCGGCGGCGGCGGCGGCGGAGCCGGGUUCGGAAGCGGGUGUAUGACGGCCCGGCGGCCGUGGGAAGGCCCCGCGCCCCUCGAAGGCUCGUCGAUCUGUACGCAGGGUACGCCGGGAACGGCGGCGGCCGUGGUGGCGGCGUCUUCUUCCGUGACGACGGCGGAUGAUUCGUGGAUCCGCGAUCGCGGUGGCAAGGGCAAGGGUAGAGGAGACUGGGGUGUGUGUUCCACAUCGUCCGGGUUCGGAGCGGCCGCAGAGGAUGCGCAGCAGGACGUGAGCGGCGGGGAGGGGAACUCGAGCGGAAUGAUGACGACGCUGGGCCUAAGCGGGCUGAGCGGCCUGGCGGAUACCUCUGGCGCGUCCGAAGCCUCGACGUCGUUUGUCAAGUCGCGGCCUAUCCCUGAUCAGUCGGCCUUCACCUCGUCAAGGUUUACCAAGGUCGGAGCGCACUCUCCCCUGGUAGGCAGCAGCGGCGGCGGCCCGGCCCCCGCCGGCCCGGCUGCUCCCGUGUGCCUGACGCCGCGGAAGUCGAUAAUGCGGUGCCCGCCUACGCCGCAGCGCACGCCCACGUGGGAGAGCGAGGACAGCCUGCUGCUGGAGGGGGCCGGGAGCGGCGGCGGUCGCGCUCCUCGCGGGGGGGGCAUCUCGGCGGGGGGCCUGUUGAGCAGCAGCCGGAGCUGCCUCCUCCAGAGCAAACUCCUCGCGAGCAGCAGCAGCGACGACGGCAUCGUCGACGCCGGCGGCGGCGGCACCGGCGUGGCGGCGAUUGACGUUGUCCUCGCAAACGCCUCCUCCUCCUCCUCCUCCUCCCCCGGAGGCGCCGCAGCGCGACGGAGCUCUCCUCGUUUGGAGGCGGCAGCCGCCGCCGCUGUUGACGGUGGCGGCCCCGCGGCGGCGGCGGCGGCGAGCGGGAGCGGUGGUCGGUACGACGGCAAUAGCAGCAGCAGCAGCAGCAGCUUCGGGGGGGCGAGCGGGAGAGGAGGGCGGGGCCGCGGCGGGCGAGAGCGGCUAAGCACAGGCGGGACGAACACCGGUGGCCGCGGCGGCGGCAGCCGUUUCGCUAGCGUUGCCGAACCGGCGCCGGCUGUUGACGCCGCAGCCAGCAGCGGAGGCGGCGGGGUGGUAGUUGGAGCCGGCGCCGUGGCGACGGCCACGGACAGCACCCUGGGCUUCAAGCACGAUUUCGUGCAGAUGGGGCCGAUCGGGGAGGGAGGCUUCUCCGUGGUGUGGAAGGUGCGCGCAAAGGGCACCGGGCGGCUCUACGCGAUCAAACGGAGCAAGAGAGAGUUCCGGGGCAGGCGCGACCGGGACCGGUGCCUGCUCGAGGCGAAGGCGCUGCAGCGGCUCGGGCAGCACCCCGGGGUUCUCCGGUUCGAGCGGGCGUGGCAGGAGGAGGGGCACUUCUGUCUGCAGACGGAGCUCUGCGAGCUCGGAACCCUUAAGGACUUUCUGGAGAGGCUUCCUUCUCGGCGCGAGAUCCCGGAGCCGGCGGUGUGGCAGGUCUUGCAGGACAUCGGGCAGGCGCUGAGUCACGUGCACGCGAUGGGCCUGGUGCACCUGGACGUGAAGCCGUCAAACCUCUUGAUCGGGGAUGAAGGGGGACGCUUGAAGCUGGCGGACUUCGGCAUGGCCACGGCGUAUGGCGAGGGGCUUGAAGGAAUCGGCGACGGUCAGGAGGGGGACACGCUGUACAUGGCCAAGGAGCUGCUCUCUUCCACGGCGCGACUCCCCUCGGCGGACAUGUUCAGCCUCGGCUUGACCGUGUACGAAUUGGCGACGAGAAUAGAGCUACCGGGGGACGGCGAGGACUGGCACGCCAUGAGGGACGGGAGGGCUGUCGGUCUCCCUUCCUCGAGGUCGAGGGACCUGGGGGACGUCUUGCGUCAGUUGAUGCACCCCGACCCACGGCAGCGGCCUACGGCAGACGCGCUGUGCGAACACCCUCGCGUUGCCAACGUCACCGACGGCGGCGCCAGCGGCAAGGACAAGAAAAACGCCGUCGGAGGGAAACCCGUCGCGCCGGGGGCGGGAGCAGCGGCGGCGGCGGCGGCGACUGCGCGGCAAGAGCGAGACGACUACGUGGAAACAGCUGCGUGCCACCUGUGGCCACUCUCGUUCAGCCAGCCCGGCGGGUGACGCCUACAUAGAAUAACAGCUUCAUCGUCGAGUGAAGUGGAACGAACGUCGCCAGUUCCGUUUAUUUGUCACGCCACUUUUUUGUCUUUUUGUUUGUUGUGCGUGGGGGGGGGGGGGGGAUAGACCAACGCGCUGCUAGAGGUUGGGUAACGUGCUUGCGUUCGGUUGUUUUCUUGUUGAACCGGUCAGCGCUAGUCCCGCAUAGUUGAUUGUCGGUGGCAUUUCCUGUCGCGGGGUGGGAAGGGGGGGCGCCGGUAAAUCAGCCUGAACGGGGGUUUCUACCUCCACGGCGCACGGGGAAUGCGGCGCAUAUGAUACCGGUAGAGGGGGGUACAUUAGUACAUGGAUGUAUUGGCUAGGAUGGUGCGAGCGCGCGCAUUGGAUGGAUGGAUGGAUGGAUGGAUGGGGUGUAUCGUAGUCGUGACAGCUGUAUAAUCAUUCACGGGUGGGCGUCGUAGACCCUCGCAUAGCGAAGGGGUUAACAAGAAGAAGGGCGGGCGGGAAAAACCAUUAAGAAGCCGGGCUGCUCGGUCAGCCAG
Ectocarpus siliculosus is the source of this 4751-nucleotide messenger RNA. The record is from the annotation of a GenBank genome assembly. Lineage: Eukaryota; Phaeophyceae; Ectocarpales; Ectocarpaceae.